Guyanagaster necrorhizus is the source of this 1209-nucleotide messenger RNA. RefSeq lists its product as uncharacterized. The transcript is spliced from 5 exons. Lineage: Eukaryota; Fungi; Basidiomycota; Agaricomycetes; Agaricales; Physalacriaceae. Bases 251 to 1084 code for a protein of 277 amino acids. The record is from RefSeq and is a predicted model, not a curated record.
GCGUCGGCGUCCACUUGGUCACGAGGUGGUUAUUAUGUCUUCCAUCAGUUUAUCUGAGGUAGAGCUUCGCGCAUGGCUUGACGCAGCUCUCAAUUCCUUCCUUUUCGAGUUUUAUGCCCAUGGUGUCUAUACCGGGAUAUACGCCAUAUCCAUACGAGUGUUAGGUAUGCGACAUUUCCUCACUCAGGAUGUCCCUUCCGCUUUUUUUUCUGACUAGGCAUUAGCCAAAAAUGCCAUCUCUAGAACACGCAUGUGUAUGUGCUGCGUCAGUACAAUCUUGUACAUUCUCUGUACGAUUCAGUUCGCCGCGUUCUGGGUUGAAUUGCGCACGGCCUUUGUGUACGGGACAUCUUUGCAGUCGCAGUAUGAUAUGAUGCCUAACGGCGUUCCCGAGUAUUUGAGGAUCCUGAGGUCUGUAGGUUCUUCUCUGAAUAUCGUCAUCGCGGACUGUAUCAUCAUUUGGCGCUGUUGGGUUGUUUGGGAAUAUGACUGGAAGGUAACGGCCUUGCCACUUUUAUUAACCGCAAGCGGGAUAUUCUGCGGCAUCGAGCUUGAUAUUCACCAAUACAGAGUGUCGUUGAUUGACGACGUUCAGAAGAAAUGGGCAGUGGCUACCAUCACUAUGACAUUGGUAGUCAAUGUUCUGUGCACCGUACUCAUCAUCGCCCGUAUCGUCUUGGUUAUCGGGAAACAGCGUGGUGUCUUUAGAAGCAUUCGGGAUUACCGCAGUAUCAUUGAGAUUCUCGUGGAAUCAGCUGCAUUAUACACUCUCAGCUAUAUGGUGCUCGCGGCAUUAUAUCCUUUGAAUCGUGUUGAGUCUCAGUACCCCGAAAUGUUGGUUUAUCCCAUCACGGGUAUCGCGCCUACCUUGCUCAUGGCGCGAGUUGCUUCUGGUCAAGCUCAUCCCGAAGAAUCUGCGUAUGGAAUACAAUCUUCUUUGCACUUUCAGAUGGCUUCCAGUGCGAGUAGCACCGCAACGGCUAUCGAUGGAUUCCAGGAAGAUAUGAUUGACGACAGUUUCGCCGCUGGGGAAUAUUCAUCAAUUAUAGGGCGAGAGACAUACCGCACCGUCGAAGAAGUUUGACGACAGACAAACUGGGCAUACGCUUUUUUCUUAGCGGGGCUAACUAUCAGAUUACUUGUUGGUAUCCGGAGCUCACUCGCAUAUACCACAUAAAAGUUAUUAUGUUUUAUUCCUGCUACGUUGAU